Kwoniella shivajii is the source of this 1584-nucleotide messenger RNA. RefSeq lists its product as uncharacterized. The record is from RefSeq and is a predicted model, not a curated record. The transcript has 3 exons. NCBI's taxonomy places the organism in Eukaryota, Fungi, Basidiomycota, Tremellomycetes, Tremellales, Cryptococcaceae. Bases 1 to 1584 code for a protein of 527 amino acids.
AUGCCUGUUUCCAUGACCCGACAAGGGAAUGUUCUCCUCCGAUUUGACCCUUAUGAACGAACACGACUUGAUAGGCCAAUCAGACCACCCCCACCACCUCAAACCAGCAAAGCUCCUGCACCACAGUCUCAAUCUCAAGUUAUGGCCUUAAGACAGCCACAUAUGGUGCAAACAUCUGGUCGAUAUCAACCUUCUCGAGGUGCUCAGAGAGACGCCAAAUAUACGAAGAAGGAAGCUCAAAAAGGUGAAUCAUCUUCUCAAGCUCGAUCUCGAGCAAACAGCUCUCGAGGGAGACCAAAUCAAUGCAUUCAAACCCAUCAAGGAAUUCUACUCAAUGAACCCAGUCAUCAGUGUCAGAAUCCCAACUCCCAUCGAGUUCACCUCAUAGAUCAACAGCGAGAACAGAUGAAUUUGAUGGAAACGAUAAGAAGAGAACAAGUGAUCGCUAUUCAAGCAGCUCGUCAAGCUCAUGCAGAAGCUACAGAAUCAAGCGACGGAGAAGAACAGAAGAUCAAAGCGAUCCAACUUCAAGUGUUUGUGCAUGCAAGAUCUACACAUUGCGGAUGGAGUGGUUGUCCGGCAGUACUGAACUCAUGGGCGAUUUUGGAAAAGCACAUACAUCAUGCUCAUUUACAUCCAAAUCACACCCCACCGGGCCAAGUCAAAUGUCACUGGCUAGAUUGCACGGCGAUAUUUGGGACUGCAGCUGAAUGUGAAAAGCAUGUUCAGACUGGACAUAUGGGAGGUUUCUCAGCUAGAUGUCCAUUCAAUUGUCUCUUCGAAGGUCCAACUUUCCCUUCACUAAUGGCUCACAUUCAAAGGCGUCAUCCAAAAGCGACUCCAGAUGAUUUCGUACCAGGUUUAAUCCACCAAAAACCCGUGCUUCCCCCCAAGACAGCUCUUCCGCCGCUACCAUCCCUUGAUCAGCCAGACAAUUACCAUCCCCUCAAUCCAAUUCAGCCAUUCAGUGGUGGAAUUGGUAAUCGAAAUAGGAAGAUGGUAGCUAGGAGCUGUUUCAAAGGUCGAUACCCGCGUGUGGAGGCUUAUGUCGAUAAAAGAGGGGCGGGAGCUGCCAUAAAAGCUGUAGUUGAGAAUUCCAAGAGACUAAGAUUGGCCCCACCUUCUUCAGCCGUGACCGUGAGGAUGGAAGGAAACACCGAAGAUGUCGUCAAGGAAGGUGGUACGAUUUCUGAGAUUGAGCCGGGAACAGCCAGGACAUUGGUAGAAUUAGUGGAUGUGCUGGGCUCUGCGAAGUUUGCUACAUAUAAAGCGAAAGAAGAAAUCAACGGGGAUUCUGCCGGUUCCGGUUCCUAUUCCAGCUCAGCCUCUGAUACUUCUUGCAUCCUCAAGAGUACAUCUUUAGGAUCAUUCCCCUCGAGCCGAAGCCAGAGAUCAUCAAUCUCAGAUUUAAAUUCAGUGCUCAGCACAGAAACCUUCGAAGAUCUCCGGGUUCAUUCCGAACAAGGUCAAGUUGUACAAACAGAGAUGAAGAGUGUCAAAAGGAGCGCAAGGCUUAGGCUAAAGGUGGAAAGGCAAAGUUCAGGUAGUUCAGGUUUUUUCAGUCCGUAUAGCGAGGAAAGUUAA